AUGGGAGCAUUUGUUCGAUAUGCCUUUCUGCAGAUGGGGCCUUUCCAGAUUUGCAAAAUGACUGAAAAAGAUCUCUCCUGUCCUAUCUGCUACGACAUCUAUAGAGACCCUGUCGUCCUCUCAUGCAGCCACAGCUUUUGUAAAGACUGUCUGCAGCUGUGGUGGCGAGAGAUAAAAAUAAAAACCUGCCCAAUAUGCAAGACGAUUCCUUUACUGAACGAUCCGCCCCGUAACUUGGUGUUAAAGAACCUCUGUGAGGCCUUCUUAAUGAAAAGAGUUCAAAAACCCUCACAGCCGGAGUCUCUCUGCAGUCUGCACUCUGAGAAACUCAAACUCUUCUGCCUGCACGAUCAACAGCCAGCAUGUCUCAUCUGUCGAGAUUCAAAAGUGCACAACCGUCACAGAUUCAGACCCAUUGAUGAAGCAGCACAGGAUUACAGAAAGAAGCUCCAGGAAUUAUUGAAGCCCUUACAGAAGAAACUGGAAGCAUUUGAACAGGUUAAAGAAAAUUACAAUCAAACAGCACUCCAAAGUAAGAUCCAGGCCUUUUACACCGAAUGGCAGAUUAAAAAGCAGUUUAAGAAACUUCACACGUUUCUAAAAAAGGAAGAGGAGGCCAGGCUGGCCGCUCUGAGGGCCGAGAAGAAGCAGAAAUGCAAGAUAAUAAAGGAGAAGAUUGGGGCCCUGAGCAGAGAGAUAGAAACUCUUUCAGAAACAAUCAGAGCCACAGAGGAGGAACUGAGAGCUGAAGAUGUCUCAUUUCUGCACAACUACAGUGCUGCACUGAAAAGAAUCCAGCAGCGCCCCCUGCUGGAGGAUCCACAGCUGGUCUCUGGAGCUCUGAUAGAUGUGGCCAAACACCUGGGCAACCUGACCUACAACAUCUGGAACAGAAUGAGGGAGAUGGUCUCCUACACUCCUGUGAUUCUGGAUCCAAACUCAGCUCAUCCACAACUCAUCCUGUCUGAAGAUCUGACCAGUGUGAGUGUGGGACUGAGAAAGCAGCUUCCUGACAACCCAGAGAGGAUAGAAAACUAUUUUGUCAUCCUGGGCUCAGAGGGCUUCGACUCGGGGAUUAACAGCUGGGAUGUUGAGGUUAGAAAUGAUGGAGUCUGGUGUCUCGGUGUACUAAAGGAGUCUGUUCAAAGAAAGGGACAUAUACACACAGGAUACUGGGAAGUCUGUCACCAGGAUGGAAAAUACACAGCAUCCGCUCCACCGCUUCCAGAUAAAGUUCUCUCAGUGAAGAAGCUCCAAAGACUCCGAGUUCAGCUGGACUGGGACAGGAGGAAGCUCUCGUUUUUUGAUCUGGACACCAACUCACACAUACACACCUUCAAACACACUUUCACUGAGAAGCUUUUUCCAUACAUUGGCACCAAGACUCUGCCGGUGAAAAUAUUACCAGUGAUGGUCGGUGUAGAAAAACACAGGGUUCCAUUAUCAGUGAAGUUUUCGCCUCUUUCUAAACUCGGUCUGAUUUAAUCAAAGCAACUGAGAAAUAAACGUUCUUAUAAUGAAA
This is a messenger RNA of Neolamprologus brichardi, 1522 nucleotides long. Its product is annotated as zinc-binding protein A33-like. Lineage: Eukaryota; Metazoa; Chordata; Actinopteri; Cichliformes; Cichlidae. Gene Ontology annotation, molecular function: zinc ion binding; protein binding. The record is from RefSeq and is a predicted model, not a curated record.